AUGAGUCGAUUACUCGAAAAAGCGUUCGAAUCAGUGAUUCUUGUUGAACAGUUCCCGAGAUCUCAAAUCGACAUUUUCUGCGAAGUACUUCAGGGUGACGGCUCGAAUUUAGCUGCUUGUGUGAAUGCCACUUCGCUCGCUUUGGCAGAUGCUGGGAUCCCGAUGAAAGGCAUCGCCUCGGCGGCCACUUGCGGUAUUGUCGAUAGCAAACCGAUUGUGGAUUUAACGUCCAGAGAGGAAACUGACCUUUUGCCCAGGGUUACGCUAGCUACUAUUUGCGGCCGUGACGAAGUCAUCCUCGUGGAGCUCCAGAAUCGCCUUCACAUUGAUUAUCUUCCGAUUGUAAUGGAAACCGCCAAGUCGACCUGUUCAGAUGUUUACGAUUGUUUGGCUGUCGUUGCUCAACAGCACCUCAAAGCUUGCCAGCCGAUAGCUGCAUGA
Molecule: messenger RNA, 441 nt
Organism: Caenorhabditis bovis
Lineage: Eukaryota; Metazoa; Nematoda; Chromadorea; Rhabditida; Rhabditidae
Source: the annotation of a GenBank genome assembly